AUGCCGAUCAAUUGGACUGGCGGUAAGAAACACUUGCCAUUGCGAGCCAAAAGGGAUGCUCUCAUACCCAUCCCUUUGACUCAUCAUAUGCGAGCACAGCGAAACUUGCUACAUAAAUGGCAAACACUACAUCCUCAUCAAAAACACUCAAAGGAGAGACAAAGUUUGAAUACUUCCUCGACAACAGAUAAUCAAGCCAGUCGCUACAGGACUUCCUCCAGUCUCGAUGAUUUCAAAGAUAUCAGCAAGAAAGAAUUGAACUACAAAAGGGCUAAGAUCCUAGCCAAGCCAAGUUGGCUGUUACCAUUCUACCAUCCAGCGAUCAAACUCAAUAAAGUCACAGAAGCUUCUUCCAAUAUUUCAGAGGAAGAGAGCUCAUUUUUGUCUUAUGAGGAGAGCACACAUCUUUCUACUACAUCGGAUGCAAACAAAAGCGUUCACUCUCAAUUAUAUCUUACGAAUCGCGAAUCGCAUGACUUCACGCAAUUCAAACGGUGCCAUUCUGUUCCUUAA
Meira miltonrushii is the source of this 513-nucleotide messenger RNA. RefSeq lists its product as uncharacterized. NCBI's taxonomy places the organism in Eukaryota, Fungi, Basidiomycota, Exobasidiomycetes, Exobasidiales, Brachybasidiaceae. The transcript has 2 exons. The coding region runs from base 1 to 513 and encodes 170 amino acids. The record is from RefSeq and is a predicted model, not a curated record.